UAAGGUGGGAAAGAGUCUAAGAGGGAUAAAAGAGGCAUGCGUGGAACUGUCCCGAUUCGAAAAUACGGGAGACAGGACUGUAAAUAUCAUUUCAGCCGGUAUUGAAACUGAAGUAGUAGGACUGGCUGUAGGAGAAGAGAGUGGCUGCAGCCUACACAAAAAAAGAGUGAACGUAUAGGCAUGAAAAUAAUUCAUGGGAGUCUCCUAUUAUGGUACCUUCUACUUCCUCUGACCUCCUUUUUGGGAUGCACUUUGGGUCUUAACCGUACAGAUUUUCCAGCUGGUUUCAUUUUUGGAGCCGCCUCCAGUGCUUACCAGUACGAAGGAGCCGCAUAUCAAGAUGGAAAAGGGUCCAGCAUAUGGGAUACUUUCACCAGCGUACAUCCAGAAAAAAUUGCGGACCAUAGCACGGGGGAUAUAGCCGAUGAGUUUUAUUAUCUUUUCCAGGAGGACAUCGCUCUGAUGAAAGAAAUUGGUUUAGACUCCUUUAGGUUCUCCAUCUCAUGGUCCAGAAUACUACCAAAGGGAAAAAUUAGUGAGGGAGUGAACCAGCAAGGCAUCACAUUCUACAAUAACCUCAUAAAUGAGCUCUUAUAUCAAGGUUUACAACCUUUUGUAACUCUAUUUCAUUGGGAUCUUCCUCAAGCUCUCGAAGACGAGUAUCUAGGAUUCUUGAGCCCAAACAUUGUGAAUGAUUAUCAAGACUAUGUGGACCUCUGCUUCAAAGAAUUCGGUGAUAGAGUGAAGUUUUGGGUCACAUUUAAUGAGCCAAAUGAUUUUGCUAGUGGAGGGUAUGCAACAGGUACUGAGGCACCUGGUCGAUGUUCUAACUAUAUCGGAAACUGUAGCUUUGGGAACUCGGCAACGGAACCCUAUACAGUGGGCCAUCACAUGCUUCUUUCUCAUGCAAUUGCUGUAAAAUUGUACAGGGAAAAGUAUCAGGCUUCACAAAAGGGGAACAUUGGGAUUGUACUAGCUUGUUACUGGAUGGUGCCCAAAUUCCAAACAGUUGCUAGCACUGAUGCUGCCUUUAGAGCCAUUGAUUUUAUGCUUGGAUGGUACCUUCAUCCCAUUACCUUUGGCAACUACCCUGAGACCAUGCGAUUAUUGGUGGGGAAUCGACUGCCCACAUUUUCUGUAUCGCAAUCUGAAAUGCUAAAGGGGUCUUUUGAUUUCCUAGGAGUAACUUACUACACAGCAAGAUAUGCAGAUGAUUCUACAUCUUCUAGCAGUGUCAACCUAAGUUACACAACGGAUAGCCACGUAAAUCUGACCACGGAAAAAGAUGGCCUUCCUAUUGGUCAACCUACCGCUUCUGGCUGGCAAUACGUUUAUCCCAGAGGGCUUCUAGAACUACUUUCAUACAUAAAUAGAAAAUUCAACCAACCACUUAUUUACAUUGCAGAAAACGGAGUUAAUGACAAUGCCUCAUUGCCCAUUCAAGAUGCACUCGAUGAUAGUUUGAGGAUAAAUUUCCACCAUAGCCAUCUAUCAACUCUUUUAAAGGCUAUUAAGGCAGGGGUUGACGUGAGAGGAUACUUUGUGUGGUCAUUUCUCGAUAAUUUCGAAUGGGAAUCUGGUUAUACUCUGCGGUAUGGCAUGACUUACGUAGAUUACAAAAAUGGAUUGAGAAGAUACGUCAAAAACUCGGCUUUAUGGUACAAAAAUCUCCUUCGAAAGGAAAACAUAACGAGAAGGCUACCUUUAUUGUACACUGUGUGGUAAUCAAAUUAAUAGCGAGUGAUUUGUUGUAUGGGGAUGUAACUUUUGUGAUCUGUUCACAGUUUAAUCAUAUAUGUCAUUGAGAAUUUCAGCAUGUAUUUAUUAAUGAUGAAAAUCAGUUGUAUAAA
Juglans regia (Persian walnut) is the source of this 1850-nucleotide messenger RNA. Its product is annotated as beta-glucosidase 17-like. Gene Ontology annotation, molecular function: beta-glucosidase activity. Gene Ontology annotation, biological process: carbohydrate metabolic process. The coding region runs from base 181 to 1725 and encodes 514 amino acids. The record is from RefSeq and is a predicted model, not a curated record. Lineage: Eukaryota; Viridiplantae; Streptophyta; Magnoliopsida; Fagales; Juglandaceae. The transcript has 13 exons.